AUCAUCAUACCAAUGUAUUUGAAGAAUAAUAAAGAAAUAUAGAAGGCAACCUAUUUGCAUUACCUAUGUCACUGUGAAUAUUAUCAAUACUUUAUUUCUUAUCUUUAUUGAGGGUAGGUAUAACAUAUUUCUAACGCCGUAUUAUUGUAAUAUAAAGGGAUUGAGUAGAUGCUGAAAAUGAAAACUAAUAAAUUACGUAUAUUCACUUCACUAAUAAUUUUCCAAGUAUUAGUGAAGUGAAUAUACAUUUAGUAUUUAAUUAGAUUUAGUAUUUUAAUAGAUUUAGUAUCUAAUUAUGUAUUUACUACGUCCUAUGUAAGCAAGUAUGGCUACAGGAGUUAGUUAGAGUUACAGAGUUUUUCCUUUUUAUCCAGUCUAUGAUGAUAUCAUCUGCGAUCGUCCCAUCCAAAGAAUGUCCGAUCCCAAAGAAAGAGCAAUGCGAAAUGAAAUCUUAUUAAAUGUAUUGCAGAAUUGAAAUAUUAGAACGAGUAGAUGAUUGCAACAAGUAGGUAUAGUAUAGGACACAAGAUUUAACAAUAUAAUUAUAAACGUAUGCAAUCAGAGAUACCUAAUAAUUAUUUUUUUGAGAUAAAACAAUUUAAGUAAAUCUAAGAACAACAACUUUUUAGCUUACAGCCGUCUCUUCUCAGUACGAUCGACCUUUUAACUUUGGACCAAUUAUUAGUCCUUACAAAUAAUCAAACCUAACUAAAUAAACGACUCAAGCGCUUGUGAACUAAACCUAAAACAAAUUUGAAUUUGAACUUUUGCGACUCGGUUUUUCAUUACAAGCAACCUUGCAAUAAUUAGGAGCCAGGUAUUUUUAUUUCGAAAUUUUCAUGGGUCGUGCGGCGUCGUAAUGAAGAUGACAGGGGCGACGCGGCCACAACCGCAACUCGGCUGCUUAUAUACUCCGAGAUUCGGUGUUGUGUUCCAUAUAGCUCCUUGCACUCCUCGGCAGACGGAUAGCUGCGAAAUGUGGAAGAUUACUUUCGUUACGUUGGUGGCGUGGGUGUCGUUCAAAUCUUUCAGUUCAGCUCAAGAGUACCUUCCACCGAAGCCCACCGGUGGCGGCGGCGGCGGUAAUAAGAAACCAAUUGUAGAACCUACCUUACCAGCAAAUUAUGAGUUCACAUACGACGUGCAAGACAAUGGAGUCUCCUUGGACUUCGGGCACAACGAGAAACGCAAGGACGACCGCGCGCAGGGCUCCUACCACGUGCUGCUACCUGAUGGGAGGACGCAACUUGUGGAGUACGAGGCGGGCCCCGACGGGUACAGGCCACAGGUGAUGUACAUGGGCACUGCCACGUACCCGACGCAGACGGGCGGCGGCGGCGGCGGCGGCGGCGGCGACAAGUUCGACGGCUACCACUACAACGCCGCGUCCAACCGGCAGAGCGUGCGCGCCGCGCCGCGAGGCGGCGGCCGGCAGGCGGGAACAGCGCCGCCGCCCGCGCCCGCGCCCCCGCUGCUCUACUCGCCCAGCGGAAACGCCACACAAUAA
This is a messenger RNA of Bicyclus anynana (squinting bush brown), 1507 nucleotides long. RefSeq names its product pro-resilin-like (gene CPR139). NCBI's taxonomy places the organism in Eukaryota, Metazoa, Arthropoda, Insecta, Lepidoptera, Nymphalidae. The record is from RefSeq and is a predicted model, not a curated record. The coding region runs from base 860 to 1507 and encodes 215 amino acids. The transcript has 4 exons. Gene Ontology annotation, cellular component: extracellular matrix.